ACUCAAUUGUCAGACAUUGCUAAUACAUUACCAAACGCAUCGAUUCAAUGAAACAACAACCAAUGACUCUGACAGGAUUAGCAGCGCACACGUUACCGGAAUUACCAAAACAACCGCGGUUAUAACUACCGAUAAAAGGUUUUAACUUUGCAAUGGCAGGGGACGAAAGUAUUUUUCUGCGAGCACAGGAUCGGAGCUUUUUGGGGCUGACAGAAGAUGAGCAGAAGGAGUGGAAUGGGCCCUUUUAUUUCAUCCAGGCUGCGGACCCACAACUUGGCCUGAUGAAGGCUUGGAGGAUAGGUGAUUGUGAUUCAGGAGGGGAUGAGUGGGCAGAGGAGGUCCAACUUACAAAGCAGGCGGUCCAGGCCAUCAACAAACUGGAACCCAAACCUCGCUUUCUUGUGCUGUGUGGAGACCUGGUCCAUGCUAUGCCUGGAAAUUCAUUUAGGGAAGAUCAAGUUAAGGAUCUGAAAGCAGAACUAAGAGGCAUUAACCCUGACAUUCCUCUCGUCUUUGUCAGCGGCAACCACGACCUUGGCAACGCACCCACUCCAGAUACCAUAGAGCAGUUCUGUCGUGACUGGGGCGAUGAUUACUUUAGUUUUUGGAUUGGUGGGGUUUUGUGUUUGGUGCUGAACUCUCAGUUCUUCUUCGACUCAUCUGGCUGCCCAGAACUAGCGACGGCCCAUGACGUCUGGCUGGAGAAUCAGCUGCAGAGAGCCAUCCAGACUCCCUGCCAGCACGUACUCAUCUUCCAGCACAUUCCACUCUUCCUCCAAACACCCGAGGAAGAGGACGACUACUUCAACCUGCAGAGGGGGAUCAGAGAGCGCCUGAUCCAGAGGUUCAAACAAGCAGGGAUCAAAGCUGUGUUCUCCGGUCACUACCACAGAAAUGCAGGAGGAUUGCAUGAUGGGCUGGAUAUGGUGGUGAGCUCAGCCAUUGGCUGUCAGUUAGGAGAUGACACGCAUGGUGUGAGGGUGGUGGUAGUUACAGAAGAUGGCAUAACACAUCGCUACCAUAGCCUGGACCAAUUGUCUAAAAGAGGAAUGGAUGAAGACCUGAGGAAACUGCUGGCAUGAACCUUUCACCAACAGUACAUUAUUAGCACACACACGGACCGAAGCUGGGAUGAAUUUUCCUUUGGGAUGAAUUAUCCUCAUUAAAGUCACCACAAUUUGUCAGUUUUUUACGCAUUUCUUUGUAGGCUGAUUGUUUCUACAUAUACAGCUUUCAUCAGGGGUAUUUUUACAGCAAUAAAAAGAGUCUCACGCUCUGAAUACAUUAGCAAGCAUUAAAAACAUGAACCAGUGAAACUUUUGAUCUUUGAUACAGAGAUCAUGGCUCUCUACAGUUUAAUCAUGCAAAUGCGUCUGAGAAUGUCUUAAACGCUGAAGUUAAAUCAGCUCAUCAUACUAAUGUAGGGAGGCAGUGCAGUGGUACAAUGGUAGUUUAAUAGUGCUGAACAUUGUGGAUGACAGUUUGAUGAGUUCACUCCUUGCUCCUCUACUCAUUACGUACUCUGAGAGGAGGAAAGAGGCGAUCACCAUGGUAACCAGUGAAAGAUGGUACUACGGUGAACAGGACAGCGAGUCACUUGCUCUGUGGGUUGAUCACCACAAACAUAAUUGCUGACAUCACACUUGUGACUUUCAAAAGCAUCCGGGUGUGAUUAAAAGAACUUUGGGAGUGUGCGGGAAGAGACUUUUAUAGUAGACCAAGCCUGUUGGUGAUCUUGUACUUUUUCAUCUGAGCUACCUUUGUAUGACUGCGCUUGACAUGUUUCAAAUCCAACAUCAAACUGAUCUCUUUCAUGAAAUACUAAUGUUUAAUGUAUAGAGAUUUAUGAUCAUAUUGUGUACAUGAUUGUAUUUUUACCUUGUAAUUAUAACAACAUUAAAUAUAAUUGAGAAAUAGUA
This is a messenger RNA of Paramisgurnus dabryanus, 1919 nucleotides long. It is a transcript of the gene cpped1, whose product is annotated as calcineurin-like phosphoesterase domain containing 1. Gene Ontology annotation, molecular function: hydrolase activity. The record is from RefSeq and is a predicted model, not a curated record. NCBI's taxonomy places the organism in Eukaryota, Metazoa, Chordata, Actinopteri, Cypriniformes, Cobitidae.